This is a messenger RNA of Blumeria graminis f. sp. triticale, 546 nucleotides long. Lineage: Eukaryota; Fungi; Ascomycota; Leotiomycetes; Helotiales; Erysiphaceae. The record is from the annotation of a GenBank genome assembly.
AGCACAUCAACUACUACCCAGCCCUCGAACACUUCGACAUCACCACCAAAAAGACGGAGAAUCUCCCGCGCUUGUGAUGUCUGUCGAAAGAGGAAGGUGAAGUGUGAUGGGAAACAACCAUGUGCACAUUGUAUGUCAAAUAAUUUAGUUUGUACUUAUAAUCGGCCUUCAAAUAGACAAAAGAGGCUUAGUCUAAAAGAGUUCGAAGUGAUGAAGAGGCGUCUACGUGAAGUCGAGACCUUGAUCGACACUUUUACCGAAGAAAGGGAUGGUGAUAAUAAUUCGCCACCCAGUACACUUCACGAUAGCGAUCAUCAGGUACAAAUGAACAAUAGCUAUCGUGAAGCGAAUGAGCACCUAGAGGAGAUAGUUCGCUGUCUAGCUCCUGAAGUUGGAACUCAUUUUCAAAAUGAGAACGCCAACGAGGAGCUCAUUGGCGACCUGUCUUGUGGCUAUUUGCUACAGAAUAGCACGGACCACGUGGAAGAAAGGCUAAGUUGUUGGAACAGUACUCAUACAUACUUUAAUUAUGAUAAUCAUUAUUAA